AUGGCUGCCCUGCUGAGUCUUGUCCUGCUGCUGGUGGCCGGCGGUGCCCGCGCCGCCGUGCUGCCCGAGUCCCGCGUGGUCAACGGGCAGGAUGCCGAGCCCUACAGCUGGCCCUGGCAGAUCUCGCUGCAGUACGAGCGGGACGGGACCUUCCGCCACACCUGCGGGGGCACCCUGAUCGCGGCCAACUGGGUGAUGACGGCCGCGCACUGCAUCUCCAAAACCCGCACGUACCAGGUGGUGCUGGGCGAGUACGACAUGAGCACCGGCGAGGGCUCCGAGCAGCGCAUCCCCAUCAACUCCGACGACAUCUUCGUGCACCCCAAGUGGCUCAGCUUCUGCGCGGCCUGCGGCAAUGACAUCGCCCUGAUGAAGCUGCAGCGCCCGGCCGUGCUCUCGACGCAGGUGCAGGUGGGGCGGCUGCCGCCCGCCGGCUCCGUGCUGCCCAACGGGUACCCGUGCGUGCUCAGCGGCUGGGGACUGCUCACCACUGGGGGCUCUACUCUGCCGGACCGGCUGCAGCAGGCUGAGCUGCCCGUGGUGGAUUAUGAGCACUGCACCCAGCCCGACUGGUGGGGCGCCCUGGCCAUCCGCAAGACCAUGAUCUGUGCCGGCGGCGCCGAGAAAUCCGGUUGCAACGGCGACUCCGGGGGACCCCUGAACUGCCAGGCUGAGGAUGGCACCUGGGAGGUGCAUGGCAUCGCCAGCUUCGUGUCUGCCCUGGGCUGCAACGCUGCCAAGAAACCCACGGUGUUCACCCGCGUGUCCGCCUUCGAGGACUGGAUUGCUGAGGUGGGCACAGGGAAUGGGAUCCUGGGCUGCCAGGGGGCAAGGGUGCCAGGGAGUUGGGAUAUCAUGGUGUCAGGAUGCCAGGGAACUUGGGUGCCAUGGUGCUGGGGAAUUGGGAUGCCAGUACAGGGUGCUGGGUUCUGGGAUGCCAGGGAAUUGGGGCAGUGGCACAGCCCCCUCGGGGUGCCCCAGGGCCCGGUGCCCAUGGCCGUGGCCCUCCUGGCCCGGCCGUCUCCUCGCAACGGCCGGCACCGGCGCGUGACCGGGAACAAAGAGCCCUUUCACGCUGCAGGGCUGUAUAAGUUUUAUGGGCUCCUUGUCACCGUGUCCUCGGGGACCUUUGCUCCCCCGCUGGUGGCCCUGGCGGUGUCGCCCGCCCCGCAGCCCCUCGCUAUCGCCGGCCCUUUGCUCCGGGCCAGGGGGAGGCUCGGCUCCCCCAGCUCGUGA
This is a messenger RNA of Zonotrichia leucophrys gambelii, 1236 nucleotides long. RefSeq names its product proproteinase E-like. The record is from RefSeq and is a predicted model, not a curated record. Gene Ontology annotation, biological process: proteolysis. NCBI's taxonomy places the organism in Eukaryota, Metazoa, Chordata, Aves, Passeriformes, Passerellidae. Gene Ontology annotation, molecular function: serine-type endopeptidase activity. The transcript is spliced from 9 exons. The coding region runs from base 1 to 1236 and encodes 411 amino acids.